Molecule: messenger RNA, 1003 nt
Organism: Phyllopteryx taeniolatus (common seadragon)
Lineage: Eukaryota; Metazoa; Chordata; Actinopteri; Syngnathiformes; Syngnathidae
Product: serine/arginine-rich splicing factor 1-like
Exons: 3
Coding region: 103-501 (132 amino acids)
Source: RefSeq, a predicted model, not a curated record
AACGGGUCCAUCCGGUAUGGACACGCCCACUUCCCGCUCUGCCAAUAGGACAAAAGCUGACCUCACCUUGGCACACGUGCGCACACGGACGUCGCGUCGGAGAUGGCUAAAGUGGCUGAGAUAGUUGGAGACAAAGUGGGGGACAUGGUGGAGGGCAUACUGAAGAAAGCUCUAGGUGCCAAAGACACGGACAAAGACAAGGACAAAGGAGGCUUUGGCUCCUUUUUCCGAGGAGACAAGAAGAAAGACGACGACGACGACGACAACAAGGGAAGCUUCUUCUCCAAAAUCUUUGACAGAGACGACGACGACGACAAGAAGGCCAAGGCGUCGGGUUUCGACGGAUUGUUCAGCGAGCUAGACAGCCCGGGGGGAGGGGCAGGAGGCGGAGCGGGCGGCACGGGAGGCGGAGCCGGCGGCGCGGGAGGGGGAGCCGGCGGCGCGGGAGAUUUGUUUGGCGAUUUGCUGGAAGUUGCAGAAGAAGUAUCCGAAGGAAAGUAGAGCCGCAGGCGGGAAGUCCUCGCGCCCGCCCGCCGUCAGGCCGCCUUUCCUGCAAUCUUGCGCUCGUCCAUUUCGUCAGACGACGCUACACUGAGCAACCUUAAAAGCACGUUUGAGUGUCCACGUCGUUGUUUUAGCCAGGCUUGAAACCACGAUAGACAGUACAAACAAAAGCUAGCUUAGUAGAUAGCAGAAAGACACUGUCCUUGCCAACUUGUUUUGCUGUGAAUAAAUAUCUUUACAAAAGUGCUUUGACUGUCAUCGUAUGGCUGACUAUGUGAACAUAUGGACGAGAGCUAGCUUUUGUUAAGAACCUCCCGAUUCGAUUCAGUUUCGAUUCUAUAGGUUGUGUUUUGAUUUGAUAUUUCUUUAAAUGCUUGGAUGUUGAUUCAGUAAGAAGCAAAUAAUGAGUUGACAGUAUUUAAAGGUUUAUUUUCAUGCCUAUGUGAUCAUAUGGAAUGUCACAUCACAGUUUUGAGCAAUAAAACAGAUUUUUCCUUUU